This is a messenger RNA of Diplodia corticola, 1074 nucleotides long. Its product is annotated as mitochondrial ribosomal small subunit component protein. The transcript has 2 exons. The coding region runs from base 1 to 1074 and encodes 357 amino acids. NCBI's taxonomy places the organism in Eukaryota, Fungi, Ascomycota, Dothideomycetes, Botryosphaeriales, Botryosphaeriaceae. Gene Ontology annotation, molecular function: structural constituent of ribosome. Gene Ontology annotation, biological process: mitochondrial translation. The record is from RefSeq and is a predicted model, not a curated record. Gene Ontology annotation, cellular component: mitochondrial small ribosomal subunit.
AUGGCCUCCGCCGCCAAGCGCCUGGCUUUCCACGCCCGCGCCGUCCACAUCUCCCCUCUGCGCACAGCACGGCGAUGCCAGCGCGACGUGCCCGCCCCAUGGCAUCCCCAGCGAUGCUUCUCCACCACCCCAGCACCGCGCGCCAAGGACGACACCGAUGCCGAUGCCGAGGGCGAGAAGGAGCGCAUUGAUCACGAGUUCGAGGAGCUGAAGCGCGUGCUCGGCGACGAUCUGCCCACCAAAGGCCAGGCCCUGCACCAGAUCCUAUCAGGCAUCGACCCGUCCCUGCUGUCGGGCUACAAUGAACGACCAGAGCGUCCCGUGCGUGAAGGCUUCUGGAUGGAGGGCGAGGCCGACAUGGGCGAGGAUGAAGAGUGGCACGGCGACGACAUCACCUCGACCGGUCACGCCGAGUUGGAGCAGCAGCGCGAGAUCCGCGAGUACAUGCGCAUCGCCGCCUGGGAGAUGCCGCUGCUAGCGAAAUACGCGAAGCCCUUCCAGCCCCCGACCAGUGAGACUCCGCUCCGCUUCCGGCACACUACGUACAUGGGCGAGCACCAUCCCGCAGAGCGCAAGGUGGUUGUCGAGUUCAGCGUCCCCGAUCUCCCCAACCUCACCCAGGUGCAGCGCGACAAGCUCAUCAAGCUCGCUGGUCCCCGCUACAACCCCGACACUCAGAUUGUCAAGAUGAGCGCGGAGCAUUUCGAGACUCCGGCCCAGAACAAGCGCUACCUGGGAGACGUCAUCAAUGACCUACUCAACGAAGCUAGAAACCCCAAAGACACCUUCGCAGACAUGCCCUUUGAUUUCCGCCACCACAAACCCAAGGUCUUCCACAAGUUUCCCAAGGAGUGGGCCAUGACGGCCGAGCGCAAGAAGUACCUAGACGAGACGAGACAGCGAAGGGCCGAGCUGGAGCAGACGAGACGGGAGGAGGGCACGCUGAUCGACGGAAACGCCGUCAUCGAGAAAGCUUUGACAGCCCCCGCCUUCGAGGCGCCAGAGCCGCUGAUGGUGCCAAAGGGCAAGGCUACGGCGGCCAAGAGAAGACAAACUUUCAGCAUAAAGGCAUGA